CCCUCCGCCCAUCUCUUUUAUCUCAUCCUCUCCGCCUCCCCCUCCGCCGCAUAUUUCACAUCUCGUCCUCUUCUUCUGUUCUUACAUCCAUCAAUUUGCUGCGCUCUCCGCCUCGGCCGCGUUCGGAUAAACUGCGACUCCACGUCCUUUCCUCCCUCUGGUAAUAUCCAGGGAUCCCGCUUCCCCCGCCCACUUUACCGAGCCCAUGUCGUCGGCCGCCGGCGCCGCCUCGAAGAGAGCGUUGCUCGCCGAGGACGCCCCGUGGAGGGCCUCUCCCACCGGCAGGAAGCCCGUCCCCAGAAUCCACCUAAACCCCGUCCUCCGAGUUCAACAGAACCCUAGAACCAACUACGCCGUCGCCGUCAUGAAGCAUCCUGACCCUGUAGGCGGAGGGUUCGCUAUGGAGGCGAGGCUGGAAGCCGCGGGGCCAGAUUGUAUCGUACCGGGACUGGCUACGCCUGUGAAGUUGCUUGGAAUCAAGGUAUGGCCGAUAGACAUCAAUAUUAAAUUUAUGGAACCAGUUGGAAGGGAACUUCAGGUUCUUGGAAAGUUUAUGGAUUCAGCAGUUAACCUCAUGAAUGCAUCAUUCCAAGAUCGCUAGGCAAUAUUGUUGGUGACUUGGCAUUGGCCUCAGGUUAUAUAGCUGACAGGAAUCCUAAGCUGUGUUGUGGCGACUUUGUGGCAGGAUCUAAUAUCUUGUAAAAUUGGAGAGAGAUCAUUUGCGACGGUGGUCACUGUGAUAAUAUAUAUUUAUUCUUUUUUCCAGAACAGAAACAUACAUUUGUUAUGUUUUCCUUGCAGUGAACCAGUUACAAUUACAAAGUUGGGUGUUUUCUUA
This is a messenger RNA of Musa acuminata subsp. malaccensis (wild Malaysian banana), 838 nucleotides long. RefSeq lists its product as uncharacterized. The record is from RefSeq and is a predicted model, not a curated record. Gene Ontology annotation, cellular component: chloroplast envelope. NCBI's taxonomy places the organism in Eukaryota, Viridiplantae, Streptophyta, Magnoliopsida, Zingiberales, Musaceae.